AUGACCCCCUCCCCUACUCACUCUCACAGGGUCAACCCCCGCGUCAUUGACUGCAUCAAGGAGUUGUGCGAGGACCCCGCCAACACGGUGGUGCUCUUCAGCGGCAGCGAGUGCCACAAGCUCGAGGAGACGUUUGGGGUGCUGCCCGUGUGGCUGGCCGCGGAGAACGGCGUCUACCUGCGCCCGCCGCCCAGCAUCGACUCGGAGGGCGGCGCGGCGCUUGCGGAGUGGGUGUGCCUGUUUGACACGCUGCCAAAGGAGUGGAUGGAGAGCGUCCAGCUGGUGCUCGACUACUUCUGCGAGAGGACACCACGGUCGUUUGUGGAGGUGCGUGAGACGAGCCUGGUGUGGAACUACAAGCACGCUGACCUGGAGUUUGGCCGCCUGCAGGCCAGGGACCUCCUGCAGCACCUGUGGACCGGCCCAAUCAGCAACGCGCCGGUGGAGAUCAUCCAGGGCGGCCGCAGCGUGGAGGUCCGCCCCGUCGGCGUGACCAAGGGCGUCGCCCUGCAGCGCAUCCUCGUGCACAUGGCCGACAACCUCGGACCAGAUCACGUGUCCUUCGACUUCUGCUUCUGCGUCGGCCACCUGCUGGCCCGGGACGAAAACAUGUACUCGUUAUUGGAGGGCCAAAAAAUUGACGGCCAGAGCCGGGCAGACCUGAGGGCCGCCGUGCAGCACCAAGUCCAGCAGGCGGCCGCCGCGGCUGCGGCCGCAGCAGCUGCGCAGCACGAGCGCCACCUGCACCGCCAAGCCGCGCGCCAGCAGGAGCAGCGGCGCCAGGCGCAGGCCGCGGCGGCGGCGGCGGCGCACCUGGCGGCGCCGCACCACGGGCACCAGCACCCGCACCAGGUCAAUGGGGCGGUUGUCGACGCGGCGGUCGCGGUCGCGACGGCGGCGCAGGCCUCCUCAUCGGCAGCGGCGGCGGCGGCGCCGCUGCCACCCUUCGCCGCGGCGCCGCUGCCGGGUAUCCCGGAGGUUCCACACCUGGAGGCGGGGGCGGCGGGCGGGCAGCUGCAGCAGCAGCGGCAGUGGCAGCGGCUGCAGCAGCAACAGCAGCCGCCGGAGUGGGGCGUGCCGGCGGUGUCGCCGGACGGCCAGGCGCGGCUGGGCAGCUCCACGCCUGAGCUGCUGAGCUUUGAGGAGAGCUCAACCGAGUGGCGGCGGGAGCCGCAGCAGCAGGUGCAGGUGCAGGAGCAGCAGCAGCAGCAGCAGCAGCCGCAGCAGCAGUUGCCACGACAGCAGCAGCAGCCGCCGCCACCGCUGCCGCCGCAGCAGCAGCAGCAGCAGCAGCAGCAGCAGCAGCAGCAGCAGCCGCGCCUGCGCCUCAGCACCGGCAGCGACGGCGCAUCACCGAAGGCCAGCGCGCUCCCGCCGCUGGCGCCUCCGCGGCCGGGCGCAGCCCCCGCCGCGCCCGCUCGCGCGGCCAGCCCGCCCCUGACGGGCGGCGGCGGAGGGCCGUCUGUAUCGUUUGCGGGGUCGCCCGCCGCCGCGCACGGCCACCGGCGGCGGCCCUCAAUCGAGAGCGUCACCCCCGACGGCAUGGGCCGCUUGGUGCGGCUGCAGUUCCCGCCGCGCUUCCUGUACACGUGCACAGUGGGCCGCGUGAAGUCCAAGGCGCGCUUCAGCCUGAGCGGGUCAAACGACGUGGCGGCGCUGCUGGAGGCGAUAGUUUACCAGAUCCUUGUGGAGCGCGGCGGCGCGGCGGGCGCGCCGCCGCCCCUGCCGCCGCCGCAGCAGCAGCAGCAGGAGCCGCAGCAGGAGCCGCAGCAGCAGCAGCAACAGCAACAGCAGCAGCAGCAGGUGCGAAUCGGCGGCGAAGGCGACGGCGGGGCCGCAAGGGAGGCGGCCGCGGCGGCGGGCCGGGGCGAAGGGGGGCGCCCGCUCGACGGCAGGUUUGUAGACUCGGACGGUGGCGGCGGCGGCGGCAUAAGCGACUACGUCGCAGCGUCGACCCCGCCGCCGCCACUCGCGGCCGGCCCGGGCGGCCUGGCCGCCGGGGGCAGCAGCGGCGGCGGCGCGAGCAGCGCGGGCGAGGACUGGGGGCGGUACGCGCUGGAGACGUCCUAUGGAUCGCACCCGGUGCCGCAGCCGCCGACGACGGGCGGCCAGGUCAGCCGGCUGUCUGACGGCGGCGGGCCGGAGGGUGUGGGCGUUAUGGGGGUGCUGCCGGUGCCGCGGGGUGACGCGGUGGGGCCGGAGGUCGAAAGGGCCUCGUGGGCGGAAGGCGAGGAGCCACAGCAGGAGCAGCAGCAGCAGCAGCAGCAGCAGCAGGAGCGAGGCGGCGGCGCCGCCGCGUGGCCGCCGAGGCGCGGGCAGGCGGCCGGUCCAAAGGCGGAGGGGCCGCCAGCCUCGCCGCCUCCCAGGGGGCCGCCGCUGGAGGCCGAUGCGUAUGGCUUCACUUGCAGUGGCGCGAAGCCGUCCGUGCCAAUUGCGGGCCCGCCGCCGGCGGUCGGUGAGCCGCGCGGCGGCCUGACGACCGGCGGCGGCGGCGGCGGCGGCGGGCCCAUUGGCAGCAGCUCAAGCGGCAUCGCGCCGCGGCCGCGGCCGGGCCCGGGGGGAACCGACGGGCGCGGCGGCAGGCCUGCUGGCGGCGGGGUUGGGAUGUUUGGGUCGAGCGGGCCCCCGGGCAGCGUGGUGGACGAGCUGCUGCAGCGGCCGCCCACGGCCCACCUCAGCGGCAGCGACAAGCAGCGGCAGCGGGGGUGA
Messenger RNA from Monoraphidium neglectum, 2709 nucleotides. Its product is annotated as alpha,alpha-trehalose-phosphate synthase (UDP-forming). Gene Ontology annotation, molecular function: catalytic activity. Gene Ontology annotation, biological process: trehalose biosynthetic process. The coding region runs from base 1 to 2709 and encodes 902 amino acids. The transcript is spliced from 6 exons. The record is from RefSeq and is a predicted model, not a curated record. Gene Ontology annotation, cellular component: cytosol. Lineage: Eukaryota; Viridiplantae; Chlorophyta; Chlorophyceae; Sphaeropleales; Selenastraceae.